GCGGGCGGGGCCGCGGGGGGAGUCAAAGGUCAGUAAAUAGUGGUGAUGUGAUGCGGGCAAGAUGGCGGCCGGGGAAGAUGGAGGCUGGUGGAGAAGCUGGCUGCAACAAAGCUACCAAACUGUUAAGGAGAAGUCCACAGAGGCGUUGGAGUUCAUGAAGCGGGACCUGACAGAGUUCACCCAGGUGGUACAACAUGACACGGCCUGUACGAUCGCCGCCACGGCCAGCGUGGUCAAGGAGAAACUGGCCACGGAAGGUUCUUCGGGGGCGACGGAGAAGAUGAAGAAGGGCCUGUCUGACUUCCUCGGCGUCAUCUCGGACACCUUCGCCCCGUCGCCGGACAAGACCGUCGACUGUGACGUCAUCACCCUGAUGGGCACCCCUUCCGGGACGGCCGAGCCGUACGACAGCACCAAGGCCCGUCUCUACAGUCUGCAGUCGGACCCUGCCACCUAUUGCAACGAGCCAGACGGGCCCCCGGAGCUGUUCGAUUCCUGGCUCUCCCACUUUGCCCUGGAGGAGAAGAAGGGUGAGAUCGCCGAGCUGCUGGCCAGCAGCCCCUCCGUCCGGGCUCUCUACACCAAGAUGGUCCCGGCAGCCGUGUCCCACUCCGAGUUCUGGCAUCGGUACUUCUACAAAGUGCACCACCUGGAGCAGGAAGAAGCCCGGAGGGACGCCCUGAAGCAGCGGGCGGAACAGAGCAUCCACACCGAGGAGCCGGGCUGGGAGGAAGAAGAAGAGGAAUUCCUGGGCGUAGCAUCCCCCUCACGCCUGAAUUUGAAGCCUCAGGACGAAGAGAAGGAUUCAGCGGCUGCCCUGCCCGACACCACUCCGCCGUCCGGAGGAAAAUCCGGCCCACAGGGCUCUGCCCCGGAGAACCAGGGGGUUGUGGCGGCCCCUCCCGCCCCCACGGAGGUGACGCCGUCUGAGAGCAGCGAGAGCAUCUCCCUCGUGACCCAGAUCGCCAGUCCGGCCUGCAGGCCCGCCGCCCCGUCGGAGACCCCCCCGGCCCAGGCCCCGGCCCCGGCCGCGGACCUCUCCCGGAAGCUGCUGGAAGCCUCUUCCGAAGAGCCGAGCUCGCCCAAGCCUCCGGGAGGGCCUCGGCCGACCCCCGGGGAACCCCCGGAGCCCCUGGCCGGGCGGCUUGGCACCCUGCGCCCCAGAGAGGGCCCCGAGCCCCGGCCGGUAGGUCGGGUAGAGACUCUGAGAGAGGAGGCGCCGACGGACCUCCGGGCGUUUGAGCUCAAUUCAGACAGCGGGAAGUCCACGCCUUCCAACAACGGCAAGAAAGGCUCCAGCACUGAUAUCAGCGAAGACUGGGAGAAGGACUUUGAUUUGGAUAUGACAGAAGAAGAGGUACAGAUGGCCCUGUCCAAAGUGGAGGUGUCCGGAGAGCUGGAAGACGAAGAAUGGGAGGACUGGGAGUGACGGACCCAGGCGGACAGACACCGGCCCUCGCAUGUGACCCAGGCUCAUCUCCGCUCUCCCGGCGUGGCCCCUCGCGCGCGGCCUCGUGGACACUCACUCUCCCGUCAGCCUCUGCCCGUCUGUCCGCUGAGGUUCUAGAACUUUCCCUCGGUCGGUCGAUAGUCCAUCUCCGUCCCUUCCUUUCCCCCUCCCCCGUCCCAGGGAACAGGACCCCGGCGGGGGAGAUGGUCUCCGCAGCCUGUCUCUGAGUCCAGACUGUGAAACUUGUGCCAUGAGGUGGGGGCGGUCCCUCCCCCUCGGGGCUGCCCUGUCUGCCCCCACGGUGACGUCGGUCCAUUUGCCGCUUGUGUGUGUGGACGCCAUCCUACCGCUGUUUAGAACCAGAUGUCCGCUUCCGAGCCAGGGACCUUAACUUCUGCUCUCCUGCCGGUCCGGGACACCGGGACCAAGUGGUCAGGGUGGGGUGGCCGCAAGAGCCUCUCCCUUAGCCAAAGGACGGGGCCUGAGGGGAGAUCGCCCUGAGCCCAAGAGCCGCCUUUGCCAUCUCCUUGAGGCUAGAAGCCCCCGCCUCUCUGCCCCACUCCUCCCACCUUGAAUUCCUCUCUCCUUUCCUUCCAGCAGAGGCGGGGUCUCUCUCCCCUUCCCCUGGCUUUCUUGGGGCCAAGUCUCAGGUUGUCAUGUGCCUGGACCUAAGGGCCAGCGACACCACUCGAGCCCAUCCUCCCAGUGUGGGGACCACAGAGGCAAGAAAAUGCCCUCCCACUCUCGCCUCACAUAUUGAAAGAGAAAAAUCUCGUUUCUCCCCUCUCCCACUUCCGUAGAGACUCUGCUCGUGGUCCUAAAAGAGGACACUUUACGGAUGUCCUUUGAUUCAUUCAACCUUCUUAAAUCCUUGGGUUUGGGUUUUGUUUUUCUGUUUUUUGUUUUUUGGUUUGGUUUGUUUCCUCUCUGCCUUUUGAUUUCCUUCCAUCUGUGGACGUCGUCCCCUCCCCACCCCAGGCCCCGGCCCCCUACAAUUUAGAAAAGGCAAAUAUCUUGGUGAGAAGCUGCUUCCGGUGUGGUCAGUGCUACAGCGUAACCCUAGGAGUUUUCCCCCCUACACACCCCACGGCCCCGGCCCGGCCCCUGCAGCCUUAAGACCCCGGGCAUCGGCACGGUUUGCCUCCUCAGUCGCUCUUGCUCCCUCGAGGGCCACGUCCUCGGAGAGGCGGGCCGCCCUAGGUGUCCGGGACGGAUUAGGCUCCUGUGAACUUCGUUUUCUCCUCCUCCUCCUCGAGAAAAUCAGCCAAGCUGCGUCCCUCAGCAGCCCCGGAGCCUGUCGGCUAGACGGCCCCCACUCCCCUCCGCUCCGCAUCCUUGACUCUCUGGGACCGGGGUCCGGCAGACACCCCUGGGCUCUGGACCGCUGCUCCCCGAGGCCUCCGACAUCCAGCCGAAAGGAAGAGAGCCGACCGGGUCCUGGACCACUCCGGAUUCGACCAGGGCCGCCGGGCCUUCCGCCGGAGAGGGAGGUGGGGGAAACGCUGUACUCUUUUUCUGUUCCGUUUCUGUUUCUUGAGUCGAUUAACCUUUUGGUUGUUUGUGCAAUAUUAUUAUAUAUUUUAAAUUAUAAGGCAUCUCCCCAGAGCAUUUUGUAGCUGGGAAAAAGAAAAAAAGAGAGAGAUUCUAACAGCUGUUAGUUUUGUAAUUAAAACAGGGGAAAAAAAAACUUUCUGCUGAACCUUUUACAGUCUUGCGAUUAACAGCUAUUAAAGAGAUUGGGAAAGAA
Messenger RNA from Ornithorhynchus anatinus (platypus), 3197 nucleotides. It is a transcript of the gene BSDC1, whose product is annotated as BSD domain containing 1. Gene Ontology annotation, cellular component: cytoplasm. Lineage: Eukaryota; Metazoa; Chordata; Mammalia; Monotremata; Ornithorhynchidae. The transcript has 11 exons. The record is from RefSeq and is a predicted model, not a curated record. The coding region runs from base 62 to 1429 and encodes 455 amino acids.